Diabrotica virgifera virgifera (western corn rootworm) is the source of this 2435-nucleotide messenger RNA. RefSeq names its product scaffold attachment factor B1-like. The transcript is spliced from 2 exons. Lineage: Eukaryota; Metazoa; Arthropoda; Insecta; Coleoptera; Chrysomelidae. Gene Ontology annotation, molecular function: nucleic acid binding; zinc ion binding. Bases 735 to 2099 code for a protein of 454 amino acids. The record is from RefSeq and is a predicted model, not a curated record.
CGCGAGAUCGUUUGUAGAUUUAAGAAAUUUAAGAGUUUUAAGUGACUAAUAUCCGUCGAUGAUAAACUAAUUUUGUUGAAAAAUUUGUUAUUGAUCGUAGUCUCUUAUUACUGAGCAUAACAAAUUAAAUUUUGCACGGCGAUUAAUAUUAUUAUCGAUAGUUGGAGACGGAGAGUAGGUGUAGAACGUUGACUUAUUCCAUGGUUUAGUACUGUGACGCCUCACAACCCGGCCUAAUUCUUCUCGAUAUUUCUCCGCGUUACAAGUAAAGGCCAGAUCUUCCACGGCGUUUCGAGGCGACCGCUGCCAGAGUAUUUAAGAACAGGAAUCCGAUCACAGGCCAGUCAGUCAAUGAACGAGCCGCGACGCGUGAUAUAAUUGUAUUCGAUCGGAUUUAGUGAAAUGUAUUUAUUAGUUAUCGUAGUUAUUAUGUUUAGUUAAUUAAAUCAUAAAUUUGAGUUGUAAAUAAAUUAGAUGUAUUAGUUGGUGUUAUUUGUAAUUAUUAAAAUAAAUAAGUGAUGUAAAUAAAAUAAUAUAAGUAAGUCUUCCUUUAUUUAAAUUAAACUUAGUGCCUAAAGAUAUAAAUAAAUAAAAUAGUAGAGUCAAUCGCGUAACAAAAUGGUGUCAGAAGUGGGAUACUUGAAAUAAAUAUCAACGUAAAUUUUCGGUUUAAAUACAGUGUGGAACCUUUAAAAAUAAAUUAAUAUAAAUCGUAAUAAAUAAAGUGUGUGAUCAUGUCUACCUUGUGUAAGCUAAAAAUUGCAGACCUGAGACUUGAAUUGGAAGAAAGGGAUCUGAGUUCUACUGGUAAAAAGGCUGAUCUGGUCGAACGUCUAAAGAACGCUCUUCAGGAAGAGGGUCAAGAUCCAGAAACCUAUUUGUUUGAAGACAAGCAUGCUGCUGUGAUCUCGUCGACUUCGAAAGUUUCCUCCGAUGUUUCUAAAGUUUCGACAGACAUUACAUUGUUAGAGAACAAAGUUUCUAGUGAAAUCUCCCAAGUUUCCUCGGAUGUUUCGAAAGUUUCCUCCGAUGUUUCUAAAGUUUCGACAGACAUUACAUCGUUAGAAAAAAAAGUUUCUAGUGAAAUCUCCCAAGUUUCCUCGGAUGUUUUGAAAGUUUCGACAGACAUUGCAUCAUUAGAGAAGAAAGUUUCGGGUGAUAUUUCAUCCCUUGACAGCAAAAUGACUAACGAGAUCUCUAAAGUCACUUCGGAUUUUGACGACAAGAUAUCGUCCAUAAAAUCUACCUUUGAAGAAAAGAUCAAGGAAAUAGAAAAGAAACUGGAGGAAACGGAAAAAGUGGACAAAGUGGUGGAACCCAUCUUAACAGAUAUUAAAGAUGAUGAAACCAAAUACAAAGUGGAGCCACGGUCGAUAGUUGAAGGGAGUGUAGGUCAUGCUCGUGUUAAGGUGCCAAAUUUCGACGGAAAGUCAUCAUGGAACAACUACAUGAAACAGUUCGAAUCUGCGGCCAGAGCGAACGGAUGGUCCGAAAAAGAAAAAGCUGUAAACCUCUCUAUUGCUCUUCGAGGCGACGCUUUGGAUGUCCUCCAGACCAUAGCCGUAGAGGAGACAGAUGACUUCGAGCAGCUGAAGAAGAGACUGAAUAUGCGAUACGGGCACGAACAUUUAGAGCAUGUCUAUCAGUCGCAGUUUAAAAAUCGAAGACAAAAGAAAGAUGAAGCUCUUCAAGAAUACGAGGUCGAUAUUGCCAGGUUAGUACGAUAUGCAUAUCCAACAGCUCCCGAAGACAUGAUGGAAAAGUUGGCUGUUCAAACAUUUAUUGAUGGCCUUCGUGAUCAUGAAAUGCAAAGAACACUGCGAUUAGCUCGUCACAAGACGCUGGUCGAUGUCUUGUCUGCCGCCCUCGAAUACGAAUCAGCUACCCAGGCCUUUGGUGGGUACAGUAAAGUGAGGACUGUGAAAGAGGAACAGGAUGAGGACAAACUUGACCAGCUUGUUAAUAUGAUGAAAGACAUUGCAUCCAAGAAAACGAAGACCAUAAGGUGCUGGAACUGUGGGGAAAUGGGACACGUACGGAGUUCAUGUAAGUACCCUAGGUACAAUAACAAUCAAGAGACUCACCAGCAGGAAAACUAGAACGGGUCGGCCUCAGGGGGGCAGCUUCGACCCGCAACUUUUCCAAAGACCCUCUCAUACUAAUAGCUUCUUUGAAAUGUCGUGAAGAUAGUGUACAUGUGGAUGGAGAAAUAAAUGGUAAAAAGUAUACAUUGUUGGUGGAUACCGGAGCGACCAGGACGAUUAUACGACCGUCAGUUUUAAACAGCCGUAAGAAACUCUUACCAACGAGGUUGCGACUGCGGACUGCCACAGGUGAAAAUGCCAACACCCAUGGAGAAAUCCAGAUACAAUUAGGGAUUGGAGCAGAAAAGUUCGUCCAUACUGUCAUAGUUGCAAACAUCGAAGAAGAUGUUA